This is a messenger RNA of Jatropha curcas, 734 nucleotides long. Its product is annotated as mitochondrial pyruvate carrier 4. Gene Ontology annotation, cellular component: mitochondrial inner membrane. NCBI's taxonomy places the organism in Eukaryota, Viridiplantae, Streptophyta, Magnoliopsida, Malpighiales, Euphorbiaceae. Gene Ontology annotation, biological process: pyruvate import into mitochondria. The record is from RefSeq and is a predicted model, not a curated record.
CUUACGGAAAAAGGAAAUAACAGAAAAAAAAAAAAAAAAAAAAGGGAUUAAAUCGCUUAGUCAGAGCAGCGUUCACGAUCACCCCACAAAGAAUGCAGUGAACUAAUUUCCUCACCAAACUAACGCAGAGAGAAAAGAAGGAGAAUCCAUGGCGGCAUCAAAGCUACAUGCUAUCUGGAAUCACCCAGCUGGACCUAAAACGAUUCACUUUUGGGCACCGACUUUUAAAUGGGGAAUUAGCAUAGCAAACAUUGCAGAUUUCUCUAAACCACCUGAAAAAAUUUCAUAUCCUCAGCAGAUAGCGGUUACUGCCACUGGGCUUAUAUGGUCGCGCUACAGCAUGGUAAUCACGCCGAAAAAUUGGAAUCUAUUUAGUGUAAACGUUGCAAUGGCCGCGACAGGCCUCUACCAACUCUCACGCAAAUUAAAGCAUGAUUACUUUUCUGAGGCAGAAGCUGCUGCUGCAAAGGAAUGAAGAUGAAAAUCUGCUAAAGUUCCUCUGGUUUCCUUCAGUGCAGAAGCCGGUUUGCCUUCUCGCCUUGCAAUUAGUUCAACAUUUUCAAUCUAUGAUUUAAGUUUGUAUCUCUCUGGAGCUUUCUACACUUUGGUAUUCUAUGAUGUAGAAAUUGUAGGCGGAUGUUGACUGUUGUGCUUGAAAGGCCAGAACAUUAUGAACAGGAAAAGUUAUUAAUUGACCAAAUAAAAUAUUUUUCAAAUCUCUUUUUGUUCUGUCA